Molecule: messenger RNA, 3140 nt
Organism: Rhea pennata
Lineage: Eukaryota; Metazoa; Chordata; Aves; Rheiformes; Rheidae
Gene: SEPTIN6
Product: septin 6
Exons: 10
Coding region: 46-1347 (433 amino acids)
Biological process (GO): cytoskeleton-dependent cytokinesis; intracellular protein localization; cilium assembly
Cellular component (GO): microtubule cytoskeleton; cell division site; septin complex
Molecular function (GO): molecular adaptor activity; GTPase activity; GTP binding
Source: RefSeq, a predicted model, not a curated record
CGGCACCGCCCGGCCGGGGCGGGCGCUGCUGGCGGGCUCGCAGCGAUGGCGGCGGCCGAGGUGGCGCGGCAGGGUGAAGGCUGUCGCACUGUCCCCCUUUCUGGACAUGUAGGAUUUGACAGUUUGCCGGACCAGCUGGUUAAUAAGUCAGUUAAUCAUGGUUUUUGCUUCAACAUCCUGUGUGUGGGGGAAACUGGCCUUGGUAAGUCCACCCUCAUGGACACACUUUUUAACACCAAGUUUGAAGGUGACCUAGCAUCUCACUCACAGCCCGGGGUCCAGCUGAAAUCUAAUACCUAUGACCUGCAGGAGAGCAAUGUCAACCUCAAACUGACUAUUGUGAGCACAGUGGGCUUUGGGGAUCAGAUCAACAAAGAGGACAGCUAUAAGCCCAUUGUCGAGUUCAUUGAUGCUCAGUUUGAAGCCUAUUUGCAAGAAGAACUGAAGAUAAAGAGAGUCUUGCACAACUACCAUGACACCCGGAUCCACGCUUGUUUGUAUUUCAUUGCUCCGACAGGCCACUCACUGAAAUCUCUGGACUUGGUAACAAUGAAGAAGCUUGACAGCAAGGUCAACAUCAUUCCUAUCAUUGCCAAAUCUGAUGCCAUUUCCAAGAGUGAGCUGACCAAAUUUAAAAUUAAAAUCACAAGUGAACUGGUCAGUAACGGGGUUCAGAUCUACCAGUUCCCAACAGAUGAUGAAUCCGUGGCAGAGAUAAAUGGGACAAUGAAUGCCCACUUGCCAUUUGCAGUGAUCGGCAGCACGGAGGAGCUGAAAAUAGGAAACAAAAUGAUGAAGGCUCGUCAGUACCCCUGGGGCACAGUGCAGGUGGAGAAUGAGACUCACUGUGACUUUGUGAAACUACGGGAGAUGCUGAUCCGUGUGAACAUGGAAGACCUUCGUGAACAAACCCACACACGCCACUAUGAGCUGUACAGACGAUGUAAACUGGAAGAGAUGGGUUUCAAGGACACCGAUCCAGACAGCAAGCCCUUCAGCUUACAGGAAACUUAUGAGGCCAAAAGAAAUGAGUUUCUGGGGGAACUGCAGAAAAAGGAAGAGGCAAUGAGGCAAAUGUUUGUCCAGAGGGUCAAGGAAAAGGAAGCAGAGCUGAAGGAGGCCGAAAAAGAGCUGCACGAGAAGUUUGAUCGUCUGAAGAAGUUACAUCAGGAUGAAAAAAAGAAGCUAGAGGACAAGAAGAAGUCUCUGGAUGAUGAAGUAAAUGCAUUUAAACAAAGGAAGACAGCAGCUGAAUUGCUCCAAUCUCAGGCUCAGCAGGCUGGAGGAUCGCAAACUCUUAAAAGAGACAAGGAGAGAAAAAAUAACCCAUGGCUCUGUACUGAGUAAUUACCCCUGAAUACAAUGGGCUGGAAUGGACCUUCAUUUACUUGUUAAAUCGGAGGGUCUAAUAAAACGUGACAGCAUUUCAGCUGUGACCUUUCCAUGGUGUUACCCUUGCUAUAUCCAGUAUUCUCAUUGUGAAUCUGUCUUUGUACUACUAUGUACUGGCGGUUAUUGCUUUUGUUAAACAAUGUAAAGUAAGUCCGUAAUGAGAUUUUGAACACUGCAACUUUAAAUCUAAUUUUUUUCCCUGCAAUUAAUGGAUUCCCCUUUCUCCUGGCCCCUCUCCACCCAGAUAAAUAAGGGAUGUGGAAAUAAGUUCUGUGAGUUAUUUUUGCUGGCAAAAUAACGAUGCAGCUUGAAUGUAUUUAUUGGUGACGUUAAGAUGACAACACCACCUUAGUUUAAUUAUGGCAUAGUUGAGAGAUUAAAAACCCUUUUCUCUUUAUACUUGGUGUCAUUUUGUGACAUCAUCUAUCUUUUUUUAAUUUGCUUUUUUUUCCCUUUGCUUAUUCAUGCUACCUGAAAACCAGCAUUUAAUUCUUGUUGCCAUCUCAGCCUUGCUUGUUUUGGCCCUGAUGCUUCAGUUGCACUGUGUGCGGGCUAAGCUGUCCCUGCGUGGAGGUGGAGGAAUCCUCCUGUCCCGACCCUGCUGAAAGGUCAGGAUGUCCUGGCAAGUAGUUUCAACAAGGCUCCUCAAGUCCUAGGUUUUUGGAGGAUGAGCAUACCUCAGACUUUAGCAUGUUGCCUAGAGAGGUAGUCUGGAUAAUGCUCAAACCUCAUGAACAGCUUCUCCCCUCCUCCCUGUCUGCAAACCAACACCCUGUAAAUCACCGGCGGGCUGGGGUGAUCAGACAAGCUCUGACCACCAGAACAUUUAUUGUGAGUGUAGGACAAUAUUUCCCAGGCAGGUGAACUUUUCAUUGCCUUGCAAAAUUUGAUAUUUAGGGACAUGGUUUUCGGGCAGCUCCCUGGCCCACAUCUGCUGGUAAAUUUUGCUUCAGACCCUCUACUUCUGAAGUAUUUUCAUUUGCACUGAUAGAUGGCAUUCAGAGCAGCUUGGCUCAGUGCUACAAAAUGAAAACUUUGUAUUCCGUGGUACACAUUGUAACAUAAAUGAAGAGCAAAGUUCAAAACAGUUCUCAGCUCUUCUGGUCCACGCACUGUUAGUCCCGUUGGCUGCUCAUACCAGCAGCAAACCUUGUGCAGUAACUCCUGUCAAACUGAGGUGUGACUUCCAUCUCCAGCAAUCCAGGUAGUUAAAACUCUUGAUUGCAAUGUAUAUAUAUGAUCUCAGGUAUCCUGUUUCACUGUAAAUGCAAUUUUAUUUCCCUUAAAAUGCUUUGGCUCUUUUUUCUUUUCUUUUUUUCCUUUUUUUUUUUUUUUAUGCGAUUUAAAAUAACUUGAGUAUUUACUUCCCUUGUUACCGUUGAAGGCAGGCCUGCUCCCCAAAACCAAUCAAUAUCAAUUUCUCAGUGUUUUCUAGGUUACUUGUUAAAAGGAGCAUUUAAUCUGGCUUUUGUUUCCCAUGCUGCAGGUCACUGACCAUCUUUCUUAACCAUAUGCCUUAUUAGAAUGUUAUUAAAAGUCAAAAAAAAAAAAAAAAAAAAAAAAGAGGAGGGGGUAGUUAUGUGAUUUCCUUGAGGUACUAGACACCACAAGAUACACAGCCUCACAGAAGAGGUUCCAUCUCUUCUCUGUCAGCUGUUUUCGUGUUGCAUCCCUUUUUUCCUGCUUUUUGAACGUCUUUCUCUUUUUUGAUAAUCUUCUGUUUUUUUCUCUUUUUCCCCUUUCUCUCU